Cavia porcellus (domestic guinea pig) is the source of this 3612-nucleotide messenger RNA. RefSeq names its product proline, glutamate and leucine rich protein 1 (gene Pelp1). The coding region runs from base 123 to 3566 and encodes 1147 amino acids. The record is from RefSeq and is a predicted model, not a curated record. NCBI's taxonomy places the organism in Eukaryota, Metazoa, Chordata, Mammalia, Rodentia, Caviidae. Gene Ontology annotation, biological process: rRNA processing. Gene Ontology annotation, cellular component: nucleus. The transcript has 17 exons.
AACCCACCUCCGUUCGCACAGUGCGCAGGACCGCAGCCCCCUCCCCACGCCCGCUCACCUAGAGGCGUCGGGCGCGGUGUGUUUGCGUCAUCGCGCCACGCCACCAGCAGAGCUGGGGGAAGAUGGCGGCAGCCGUUCUGAGUGGACCCUCGGCGGGCUCCCCGGCUGGGGCUCCUGGCGGGGCUGGGGGUCUCUCGGCGAUGAGCUCGGGCCCGCGUCUCCGCCUGCUGCUGCUGGAGAGCGUUUCUGGGUUGUUGCAGCCACGAACGGGGUCCAGUGUUGCUCCUGUGCAUCCCCCAGUCUGCUCGGCCCCACAUUUGCCUGGGCUCAUGUGCCUCCUGCGGCUGCAUGGAACUGUGGGCGGCGCCCAGAACCUUUCUGCUGUUGGGGCGUUAGUGAAUCUCAGUAAUGCCUGUCUCAGUUCCAUGAAAACUCGGUUCGAGGGCCUGUGUCUGCUGUCCCUACUGGUGGGGGAGAGUCCCACGGACAUGUUCCAGCAGCACUGUGUCUCCUGGCUUCGGAGCAUUCAGCAGGUAUUGCAGUCCCAGGAUCCUCCACCCACCAUGGAGUUGGCUGUGGCUGUCCUGAAGGAACUGCUCCGAUACGCAGCCCAGCUUCCUGCACUGUCUCGGGACAUCUCUGUCAACCACCUCCCUGGCCUUCUCACGUCGUUGCUGGGCCUCAGACCAGAGUGUGCGCAGUCAGCGCUGGAAGGAAUGAAGGCUUGUAUGACGUAUUUCCCUCGGGCUUGUGGUUCUCUUAAAGGCAAGCUGGCCUCGUUUUUCCUGUCUCGCGUGCAUUCCUUGAGCCCUCAGCUCCAGCAGCUGGCCUGUGAAUGUUACUCCAGGGUUCCCUCGUUAGGGGCUGGCUUUUCCCAGGGCCUGAAGCACACAGAGAGCUGGGAGAAGGAGCUGCACAACCUGCUGGCCUCGCUGCACAGCUUGCUGGGGGCCCUGUACGAGGGAGCAGAAGCAGCUCCUGUGCAGAGCGAAGGCCCUGGAGUGGAGAUGCUGCUUUCCCACUCAGAAGAAGGGGAUGCCCACGUCCUCCUCCGGCUUCGGCAGAAGUUUUCGGGACUGGCCCGCUGCCUGGGGCUGAUGCUCAGCUCUGAAUUUGAGGCUCCUGUGUCCGUGCCGGUGCAGGAAGUCUUGGAUCUCAUCUGCCGGAUUCUCAGCGUCAGCAGCAAGAAUAUUAGCUUGCUUGGAGAUGGGCCUCUGCGGCUGCUGCUGCUACCCUCUAUCCACCUGGAAGCCUUGGACCUGCUCUCUGCUCUCAUCCUCGCGUGUGGAGGCCGGCUUUUACGCUUUGGAGCCCUGAUCAGCCGCCUGCUCCCCCAGGUCCUCAACGCCUGGAGCAUUGGCAGGGAUACCCUCUCUCCAGGCCAGGAGAGGCCUUACAGCACCAUUCGGACGAAGGUGUAUGCUGUGUUGGAAUUGUGGGUACAGGUGUGCGGGGCCUCGGCAGGGGUGCUUCAGGGAGGAGCCUCAGGAGAGGCUCUGUUCACUCACCUGCUCAGUGACAUCUCCCCACCAGCUGAUACCCUUAAGCUCCGCAGUCCUCGGGGGAGCCCUGAUGGGGGUUUGCAAACAGGGAAGCCCAGUGCACCCAAGAAGCUAAAGCUGGACAUGGGGGAAGCUGUGGCGCCACCCAGCCAGCGGAAAGGAGAUAGCAAUGCCAACAGCGACGUGUGUGCGGCCGCGCUGAGAGGCCUCAGUCGGACCAUCCUAAUGUGUGGGCCACUCAUCAAGGAGGAGACUCACAGGAGGCUGCAUGAUCUGGUCCUCCCCCUGGCCAUGGGAGUUCAGCAGGGUGAGGUCCUGGGCAGCUCCCCGUACAGCAGCUCCUGCUGCCGACGUGAGCUCUACCGUCUGCUCCUGGCCCUGCUCCUGGCCCCUUCUCCUCGCUGCCCGCCUCCUCUCUCCUGUGCUCUUCAGGCUUUCUCCCUUGGCCAGAGAGAACACAGCCUCGAGGUCUCCUCUUUUUGCUCAGAAGCACUGGUGACCUGUGCUGCUCUGACCCACCCCCGAGUUCCUCCCCUCCAAACUGUGGGCCCUCCCUGUCCCACAUCUUCCGCAGUUCCGCCUCCUGAGGCCCCAUCUCCAUUCAGAGCCCCACCGUUCCAUCCCCCAGGCCCCAUGCCCUCCGUGGGCCCCAUGCCCUCCGCAGGCCCGUUACCUGCUGCAGGACCCAUGUCUUCAGUAGGUCCAGUGCCCUCUGUGGGCUCCAUGCCCUCGUCAGGUCCCAUGCCAUCUGGAGGCCCUGUGCCCCCAGCACGCCCGGGGCCUCCCGCCACGGCCAAUCACCUUGGUUUGUCUGUCCCGGGCCUGGUUUCUGUUCCUCCUCGGCUUCUUCCUGGCCCUGAGAACCACCGUGCGGGUUCCAGUGAGGACCCUGUCCUUGCCCCUAGUGGGACUCCUCCGCCCACCAUACCCCCAGAUGAAACUUUUGGGGGGAGAGUGCCCAGGCCGGCCUUUGUCCACUACGAUAAAGAAGAGGCAUCCGAUGUGGAGAUCUCCUUGGAAAGUGACUCUGAUGACAGCGUGGUAAUUGUGCCCGAGGGGCUACCACCGCUGCCCCCACCUCCACCCUCAGGCACCAGUCCUCCCCCCGUGGCCCCUGCCGGGCCACCAACAGCCUCCCCUCCUGUGCCAGCCAAGGAAGAGCCUGAAGAACUUCCUGCCACCCCAGGACCUCUCCCUCCGCCCCCGCCUCCACCCGUCCCUGGUCCUGUGACACUUCCACCACCCCAGUUGGUUCCUGAAGGAACUCCUGGAGGGGCAGGACCCCCAGCCUUGGAAGAAGACUUGACGGUUAUUAAUAUCAACAGCAGUGAUGAGGAAGAAGAGGAAGAGGACGAAGAGGAGGAGGAGGAGGAGGAAGAAGAGGAGGAGGAGGAAGACUUUGAGGAAGAGGAAGAGGAGGAAGAAGAGUAUUUGGAAGAAGAAGAGGAGGAGGAGGAGUUUGAGGAAGAGUUUGAGGAGGAGGAAGGUGAGUUGGAGGAAGAAGAGGAGGAAGAGGAGGAGGAGGAAGAGGAAGAAGAGUUGGAAGAGGUGGAAGACCUGGAGUUUGGUCCGGCGGGGGCCGAGGUAGAGGAGGAGAGUGGACCACCGCCCCCCACCCUGCCUCCCGCGCUGCCCCCUCCGGAGUCCCCCAGAGUGCCUCCUGAGCCGGAGCCCGAACCCGAGCUGCUGUUGGAAGUGGAGGAGCCCGGAACUGAAGAGGGGCCUGGGCCUGCCGAGACAGCCCCCACCCUGGCUCCUGAGGGGCUCCCCGCCCAGGGGGAGGUGGAGAGGGGCGGGGAGAGCCCCUCGGCAGGGCCACCUCCUCCAGAGCCAGCCCAGGAAGAGCCCUCUGCGCCCCCGGCCCUGCAGGAGGAGGAGACCGAGGGCGGCAGAGACAAGGUGCCACCUCCUCCAGAGACGCCCAUGGAAGAACUGGAGACGGUGGCAGAGGCCACCGCUGUGCAGGAGAAGGAGGAGGACGCCACUGCUGCCAUGCUGGCUGAUUUCAUCGAUUGUCCCCCUGAUGACGAGAAGCCACUGCCUGCCGCGGAGCCUGACUCCUAGCUCCUUUCCACCCAUCGCCUUGUUCCAAUAAAGUUGCGUCCUGAGA